AUGGAAACAGCCAUCGCUGGCAACAAUGUGAAUUGUAUACAAUUUCGUCCAAGAGUUGCAUCGGAUUUAUAUUAUAUCAAUAUUACGAAUGGAACUGGUUGUUCAUCGUAUGUCGGUCGGCCUACAAGCACAUCUUUCAAUCAUCUAGUUACAUUGCAAGAUCCUGGUUGUAUUGAUGAUGGAAGGGUUAUGCAUGAAUUGUUACAUACUUUAGAAUUUUUGUUUCUAUUUGAAAAACUAGGAUUUCUCCAUGAACAAUCGCGAACUGAUCGGGAUUUGUAUGUUCGAGUCAAUUACGCAAACAUACAACCAGGCUUGGAAAUGAAUUUCUAUAAGUAUGACAACAAUACAGUUGACGAUCAAGGCACUUCGUACGAUUAUGGCUCUGUAAUGCACUACGAACGUGAUGCAUUUUCACGAAAUGGCUUACCAACAAUCGAACCACUUCAACCAAAUGUUCAGAUUGGACAACGUAUUGGAAUGAGUCCCAUAGAUAUUCUAGAAGUUCAACUUCUUUAUGGUUGUGCUACCAGUAGAACGUUUUCGUCAAGUAGUACGGCUACAACAACAUCGGCAAAUUGCUUUCCAACAAGUUGGAAUCCAAUCGGUACUGUAGUGGCGAGUGGUGGCUAUUACGGAGGCCUAGCUGUUGACGAUGACUUUAACGUAUAUGUAGCCGAUGGAAACCAUCGUCGUUUACAAAAAUGGGCUCCGGGCGUUGCGCAGCCAGUCAAUAUGCUAGAGGGGUACUUUUCACACACUCCCAUGUUUUUUCACUCAUCGACCCGCUCACUUUACUAUAUUGAUCGACUUUUGGCAGGCAGUCCAGGUGUGUAUAAACUAGUACUUGGACAAACAACACCAGUGAGAGUAGCUUUUGGCAAUGGCGUAGGCUCUGCUUUAAAUCAACUGCGACAUGACUGUCGUGAUUUUUAUGUGAAUAGCGCGGGUGAUAUAUUCGUGCUGGAUACUUACAAUCAACGUGUAUUAAAAUGGGUGGUGAAUGCGAGUUCUGCGAUAUUGGUAGCAGGUGGAAGAGGUCAAGGAAACACUUCCACUCAAUUAUCUUAUGAAGCGUAUGGGUUAUAUGUGGAUACAAUAAAUAAUGCGAUAUACGUAGCGGACACAGGUAACAAUCGCAUCCAGAAAUACACAACUGGAUCUGUGAGUGGAGUAACAGUUAUUGAUGCCACUUAUCGUAGAAAUUUCUCUGUUGGAUUGCCACAGCUGUAUGGACCUAAAACCGUAUUUGUUGAUAGAACUGGAAGCAUUUUAGUGGGUGAUUGGCAACGGAUUACCAAGUGGACACCGGAUGCAACUUCUGCAAGUCUCGUUGCUGGUGGAAAGCAAGGAUCAGGCGCUAAUGUCAAGUCCAUGGAUAAUCCAUCGGCGUUCACAUUCGAUAGACAAGGUUCCUUAUAUGUCCUCGACUGGAUUAAUCAACGAGUACUUAAAUUCAAUGUCGCGUCAACAUCGUGCAUGGCUGGAAUCGGUUGA
This is a messenger RNA of Didymodactylos carnosus, 1497 nucleotides long. The record is from the annotation of a GenBank genome assembly. Lineage: Eukaryota; Metazoa; Rotifera; Eurotatoria; Philodinida; Philodinidae.